AUGAUGAAGCUUCUGGCUUUCUUGGCUCUAGCUGCAUGUGCUUCAGCUCUAGAUACUGAAUAUUAUUGUAAUUAUACCUUGACUGGAGAUGAAUCUUUCUCCAACGCUGUUCCCAUCAACACCUUCAGAACUUCAGGUUUGGACUUAGUCCGCCCUCACUGGUGUAUCACUCAUUGCAAAGAUCGCAAAUCUGUGAAGGCUGAGAUGCUUGUCCAACCUGCCAAUCCUCAGGCCGCUGUUUUCAAUCGUCGUGUAACCUUCCUUGAAGGAGGAAAACGCAAGUAUGAAGACAAGCUUGUAAAAGGGUAUCCUGGAAAAUACGAUGUCGAAUCCGAUAACUUUUUCUGCACUGACGCAACUGUCGCCGCCACUGUUGAUGCUAUUGUUGAUAAGUACACCAACAUCGAUGAUAUGUCUGAAGCUUUGAACUUCUACAUCAACAAACCAGGAUGGGCUUACUUAAUCUAUGAGAUGGGACCCCCACCAUCACUUGGAGCCUCCGUUAAUAUCUUGCAAGAUGAUAACAUGUGUGUAAAGUCUAUUAGCAAGUCGGUCAAUGGAGCAUAUUCAACCUACAUGGUCUAUGCUGGAUUGGUUCAGCCAUAA
Molecule: messenger RNA, 606 nt
Organism: Auanema sp. JU1783
Lineage: Eukaryota; Metazoa; Nematoda; Chromadorea; Rhabditida; Rhabditidae
Source: the annotation of a GenBank genome assembly